Esox lucius (northern pike) is the source of this 1206-nucleotide messenger RNA. Its product is annotated as claudin-4-like. Gene Ontology annotation, biological process: bicellular tight junction assembly; cell adhesion. Gene Ontology annotation, molecular function: structural molecule activity. Gene Ontology annotation, cellular component: plasma membrane; bicellular tight junction. NCBI's taxonomy places the organism in Eukaryota, Metazoa, Chordata, Actinopteri, Esociformes, Esocidae. The record is from RefSeq and is marked provisional.
ACAGCUCUAAGGAUCCAGACCAAGCAACUACACUUUUCUCACUCACCCACGACACAGCCUCUCGUCAUGGGGAGGAUUGCCAAGGAGGUGUCGGCCCAGGUGCUUGGGGUCAUUGGCCUCGUGGGGGUAGCGCUGACCACUGGCAUCCCCAUGUGGAGGGUUACCUCGUACAUCGGUGCCAACAUCGUGACAGCUCAGAUUGUGUGGGAUGGCCUGUGGAUGAACUGUGUGAUGCAGAGUACUGGACAGAUGCAGUGUAAGAUCAACUGGUCAGUCAUGAGUCUAUCCACUGACCUCCAGGCAUCGGGGGCCUUGGUCGUCAUCUCCAUCCUUGUCACCUUUGUGGGCCUGAUUUUCGCCUUCGUCGGGGGCAAGUGUACCAGCUGCCUGAAGUCUGAUUCUUCCAAGAGUAAAAUGACAAUCCUCGGAGGCGCCUUGCUGAUCCUUGGUGCCGUUUUGGUCAUCAUCCCCGUCUCCUGGUCGGCAGCAAUCACCAUCUUUGACUACAAUAACCCUCUGCUCAUUGCCACCCAGAAGAGAGAGCUUGGAGCUUCAAUCUUCAUUGGCUGGGGCUCCGGUGCGCUGCUAAUCAUUGCGGGGAUUCUCCUCUGCUCUUCAUGCCCUCCUAAGAAAGAGUAUGGGUACCCAGGAUAUCCUCAAAGGGCACCCCUGUACCCCUAUCCAGGGCAACCCAUGGUCCAGACAGGGCCUUACGGGAGAAUUUACACCCCAACCAGCAGACCAUACUCAGGGACAGGGUCAUAUGCACCAAGCAAGCCAUACGGUGCGCCAGUAGCAUACACUACCCCUGGACGCCCGCAGUAUAUCUGACAAAACGGAGUGGACGGGGGGAAAGCUCACUUAAAAUGGACCAAUCUACCUGGAUGCUUUUGAGAUAUUGUUUUUGUCUUUGUGUAAUGUCACCACAAAUAUGCUGAAGUUGUGUACUUUCAUCCACAUUCGUUGUUGUGUUGAUAGGUAGUGAUGAUGUAUUUUCAUUCAAUCUGUAAACAUGAAAAUUAUUCAGGGUGAAUGGCAUUCAUUAUGUUUAAGAGUGUAAUGCUGUUCAUUUAAGUGUUGACUGUAAAAAUCCUUGUCUUCAAAUCAAACCCAAAGCAACUGUUAUUUGUCAUAUUAAUUAAAAUGGGUUGACUAACUUAUGCGACAUUUUCCCAAAAUGCUCAGAAAUAGAUACAAAAGAAAUAC